GUGUCAGUUUAGUUCAGCAGCAGUCAGUCAGUCAGUGCAGUGGCGAGAGAGAAAAAGUUGAGUCGACAAAUUUGUGAAGUGAAAAAAGUGAAUUUUCUACUGCGUUCGAGUUUGGUUCGUGCGAAGAUAAACCUACUCCCUCGAGUUGUGGAUUACACGAACCGAGUAGCGGCCAGGGUCGGCUUUAGAGACGAGACAACUUUUAAACAAUUUGUGUUGAUUGAUCAGCCAGGAUGGCGACCAGGAAAAAGGUCCUGCUGAAGGUGAUCAUCCUCGGCGAUAGCAGCGUCGGCAAGACUUCGCUGAUGAACCAGUACGUGAACAAGCGCUUCUCGAACCAAUACAAGGCCACGAUCGGGGCGGACUUUCUCACCAAGGAGGUGGUAAUUGACGAUCGGGUUGUCACGAUGCAGAUUUGGGACACGGCCGGCCAGGAGCGGUUCCAGUCGCUCGGAGUGGCGUUCUACCGCGGGGCGGACUGCUGCGUGCUGGUGUACGAUACGACCGCGCCGAACACCUUCAAGAAUCUCGACUCGUGGCGGGACGAGUUUCUGAUCCAGGCGAGCCCGCGCGACCCGGACCACUUUCCGUUCGUUGUGCUCGGCAACAAGAUCGAUCUGGAGAAUCGUGCGGUGUCAACGAAGCGUGCCCAGCAGUGGUGCCAGGCCAAGAAUGAUAUUCCCUACUUUGAGACGUCGGCCAAGGAAGGCAUCAACGUAGAUCUUGCGUUCCAGACGAUUGCCAAAAACGCGUUAGCCCAGGAGAGCGAGGUUGAACUCUACAACGAGUUCCCGGACCAGAUCAAGCUGAACGCGGACCGCAACAACCGGCCCCGAAACGGUGACAACUGCUCGUGCUAACUGCUACUAAAUAGGUAAAUUUCUAACAAAAAAACUAUGAACUAAACAAGGAGGAAGAAGCAACAAUUGCGCACGCGCGAUCGCGACAGGUACGACGAAAGCGCGGCAGGAUAAACAUCAGAUCAGAAUGGGGACAGCCGCCGACCCGCAGUAGUUGAACGAUUGAUUUAUAUUUUUUUUCGAUUUAAGAGCAAAAACGUUUUGAACAACAAUAUUGAAAGCAUAGAAAACCGUAAAGUAUGUAUAUUCAAUAGAGAACACCUUAUGCAACAUCAAGUUUGGCGCUUGACAGUGACUUUUCUGGAGCUUUCUUUCUAACAAAAAUAAACAAAUGCAUGCCAGAAGUUUUCAUGCAGUGGGUCUGGAACUAUUCUAUCUUUCACGUUGCAAGGGAAAACUCCAAUUAUGUUGAAACACAUUUAUUUACACUCUUCGUAACGGUAGAAUCAAUAAAACAAAAACAAUUCAAAACAAUAUGAAUGAUGAUGUAUAGUUUUUAUUAAGUAUAUGUUUUGAUUGAGCAUCAAUGCAGCAGCAAAAUUUUGUUUAAAGGCUUAAAUCUGAUUCUGGGUAGGUAGAGAUGAUUUAGCGUGUAAUAGUAAAUCAAGUUUAACAAUUGUUUAUCUCACUACGAAGCUCUUUCGUUAGUUUACAAAAAAUCGAAAGCACUCGGUACAACAAAAACAUAUUUUCACUGAAAUUCCAAUAGUACGGUUAGAUUCUGCUCGCUUUUGAUGCUUCAUAAUUAAAUUAUUGACUAAAAACAAGAAAAUGCUAUAGAAUCUAGCUAAUAAAUGAUACAAUACAAGAAAAACAAAAAAAAAACAGCUGAGUAGAAUAACAAUACAAACGAUCAAUGUCUUACAAGAUGGAAUACAGAAGUACUAACAUAAAACAAAACAACAGCAAACAAACAAACAAAUUUUAGGCAGUGGCAGCAGUAAGUGUUGUGUGAAAAUAGUAAAAUAAAACUUUCAAACCCCCCAAAAUUGGACGAGCUUGACCUUCAAAAAACAAAAUAAACUACUCUCCCUCAUUUUUUUGUUACUUCAACCAUGUUAAAAUAGCAACAACAAAAAAGGAUGCAAUUACAAUAAAAACAUUACACAGAAACACAUUAAAACACACAGUUUGACCAUCCAUGUGGUGAGUGAAAAUAGCGGAAAGAAAUGGGUUACUUCAAAAUUUGAAAUUCUUUUCGAGGUAAUAUUUAACAUUCGAUUGAAGUUGUAGCGAUUUAGUAGCCACAGAACCGUCAGGAGAAGAACGAUGAUUGAUUACAGACAACUAUUUAAAAUAGAUAUAAACAAUAUAACACAUAAUAAAAGUGAUAAAAUAAAAAUAAAUAAAA
Messenger RNA from Culex quinquefasciatus (southern house mosquito), 2211 nucleotides. It is a transcript of the gene Rab7, whose product is annotated as ras-related protein rab7. The record is from RefSeq and is a predicted model, not a curated record. NCBI's taxonomy places the organism in Eukaryota, Metazoa, Arthropoda, Insecta, Diptera, Culicidae. Gene Ontology annotation, molecular function: GTPase activity; GTP binding. Gene Ontology annotation, cellular component: late endosome; phagocytic vesicle; lysosome. The transcript is spliced from 5 exons. Gene Ontology annotation, biological process: endosome to lysosome transport; phagosome-lysosome fusion. Bases 234 to 860 code for a protein of 208 amino acids.